Molecule: messenger RNA, 2957 nt
Organism: Anoplophora glabripennis (Asian longhorned beetle)
Lineage: Eukaryota; Metazoa; Arthropoda; Insecta; Coleoptera; Cerambycidae
Product: leucine-rich repeat-containing protein 4
Exons: 1
Coding region: 157-2175 (672 amino acids)
Molecular function (GO): protein binding
Source: RefSeq, a predicted model, not a curated record
AGUCAGCUCUCGGUCUCGAUCGCUUCUCCGUCGAUGGGGACAGCACCUAAUUAAAUCCCCAGCCCGGUUGCGAUCGCCCAAACUUGGACAAUUAGUAGUGAGUUGUUUUAGUGUUUGUGGUUUCCGUUCGAGUUCGAGAAAAGUGUGCGCGCAACUAUGGACCACCGGCCGGUGUGGAUUUUCCUCUUGCUGUCAGUGUCAGUGAUGAGUUAUACGGGGGCCACCGGAGGGGUCUGCCCUACGCCCUGCACGUGCAAGUGGAAAGGCGGCAAAAGGACAGUGGAGUGCAACGAGCGCGGACUAAUAACGAUUCCCGAGAGCGUUGAUCCUGAGACACAAGUCCUGGACUUGUCGGGCAAUAAUUUGCAGAUCCUCCCCCGGGAGACCUUCAACCGAUCGGGCCUAAUCAACCUCCAGCGGGUGUACCUAAGAAGUUGCCGGAUAGGUCAAAUAGACGAUCUGGCUUUCCGGGGCUUAUUGAACCUCAUCGAAUUGGACCUUUCACAUAAUUUAUUAACCUCUGUCCCGUCAGGCACUUUCCAGGACAUCCCCUUUCUUCGCGACUUAAUUCUCUCUAAUAACCCCAUCCAGAAAAUUGAUAGCUACGCGUUCCAGGCCAUCCACGGCUUAGUCAAAUUGGAUCUGUCAAACUGCGAGAUCCAAAUGGUGGCGCCCAAAGCUUUCGAGGGAAUUGAAAUGUUGGAGUCGCUUAAGCUAAACGGCAAUCGCCUAUCCGAGUUAAGACUUCGCACCGUGGAAACCUUAAGCCGAUUGCAUGGCGUCGAAAUGCACGAUAAUCCGUGGCAUUGUGACUGCCGGCUGCGUUCCGUGAAGGAGUGGCUGGUGAAGAACAACAUCCCCUAUCCCGAAGCGCCGACCUGCAGCGGGGGCCCCGAACGCGUCAUCCACAAGACGUUCGCGGAACUGCACGUCGACGAUUUCGCCUGCAAGCCGGAAAUUCUCCCCGUUAGUCGUUAUAUCGAAGCAAUAUCCGGAGAUAACGCAACUAUCGCAUGCAGGGCCAACGCCGUGCCUGCUGCUCAAAUAAAGUGGUAUUGGAGCGGAAAGCUGCUUGUAAAUAAUUCAGCGUUCUCGUCGCACCAGAAGAUCCACAUUUACGAGGAGGGCAAACAGGAAAAAAGGAGCAAUCUCGUACUCACGAAUGUACAGGAAGUGGAUUCCAGCGAGUUUUACUGCGUCGCGGAGAACCGCGCCGGAAAUUCGGAGGCGAACUUCACACUUCGAGUGUCGAUGAGGCCCAUGGGGAUCACGUCGCUGGGGAACGGUCAGAUAGCCGGCUUAAGCGCCGCCCUUGUAAUCCUCAUUUUGUUUAUUUUAAUCAUCAUCUCCGUGCUGCUGACUCGACUCAGAAGGAUGCCGUUCACGGAGAGCAAAAUCCCGGGACAGAUAGAGGUGGUGACAGUCGUGAACGGCUCAACUCUGGCCAACGGGAAGUCCACCAUAUCCCCAAUAAAUCCUCCAGAGGAAACGUCUUCGUUUUCGGAACGAAAACAUCCAACGGAACUGAACUUCUGCAACCCCGUGCAAAAACCACCUCGCCUGAACGAGAUACCCUACUCCACAGCCCACUACAACGGAAGUGGGAGUAUCAUGUCCGGUUCCUGCUUCGUAUCUCCUUCUUCCAACUCGGGCAAUAAUCCAGACCUAAUAAAUGACACCAAAGUUCUGGAAGGUGGCGAAGUGAUAGCCGUCCCCACUGGAGCUGACGAUCAUUUCGAGCGGCCAGCUAGCGGCGAAUACAGCAGGAAUGCGGACUCGCUGUAUCCCUCGAGUCUGUGGGAGAACGACGCCGAGCCGUAUAACACUCACUCAGUCACCAACGGCUCCGGUUUUCUUUACAACGACAAGACCCCCAUAAUGGGCGAUGGGACUAGCACAGGUGGAUCGAUAGAGGAACUCAACUUCCGGAUGGCCCAGGGAACUAAUCGGGUCGUGGGAUAUCCCUCGGACUACGGUCUUCCCAUUGCGGAACCAAACGCGGAGACCGCGUCGGCCACCCAAGUAAACCUUCCAGCGACCGCCAAAACGCUAAGGGUGUGGCAGAAGGGAGCCGUGCCCGUCCUGCCCCCGGUCACCGCCUUGAAAAGGGCGCUAAGUCACAACAGGAGCUCUCCCGACGAGGGCUACCAGGAGGGAUGCGGCACCGACGUCUAAGGGUCCUUGGCUGGCUCAUCAUACCAAAGACUAAUAUUACGUUCCUAACUGAUUUUUGAAACGAACCGACUGGUGGGACUGCUCCUAGUUGCUCAAUCCGGCGACUGCUCAGUGCUGUGAAGUUUUUCAGAAUGGAAAGUGUACAUAAUUUUGUAUUCCCUGUGUGAUAUUUGACUUCAAAGUCAAGCUGUAUGUAAAUAUUGUGAAUAUUGUAGAUAUCAAUAAAUAUUUGUUUUAAUAGGAAACAAAUUUUUGGAGUAUACAUGGUCAAAAGACUGAAUUUAUAUAAUUAUACAUAUUACCUAGAGAUAAAAUAAUAAGAACGUGUGUUACGGGUACGUAUUGGAGAAUCAUAGUUUCACACCUUUUGCUUUUUAUGUUUUCAAAUUUCUUUGCAGCUAGAAAUCUACAACUGUUCGUUAUUUAGUCCACUGAUUCUGCACUUUAUACUUUCUACUAAUUUCCCGUACAUUACUCAGCUUGUACCCGCUUCAGACGUAGCAAUUUAUUGUGUAUACAUGUAUAAAACAAUAAAUUAACUCUAAGAUACCUAUUUAUUUUUAUAUUUAUUAUUAUAAUUAAAAAAAAACUGUGUAUUAAAGUACAGGUACUAAGUAACUGUUAAUAGAAUAACGUGUUCAGUUGUCAACGGCAGUAUAAAUGUUAUAAAAUUAUACACUAUUAUAGUGUCGUGUACUAAAUAUAAACCUACAGUAAUAAUAAUAAUUAAUAAUAAUAAUUCAGUAUUCUUAAUGUUACCAAGAUGUAUAUAAAUGUGAAAA